UUUUAUUUCAGACAAAAAUGGUUUAACUGGUAAAAUAAUAAAUUUGUGUACAUUAUAGUAUUUCCCAGAUCACAAAGUUACGACAACCAUGGAUAAAGAAGAGGGGAUAGCUAGUAGGUGUAAACCUAAAGGAAUCAGAGAUAAUGGAAGAAUUAUUACUUCUCUUCUCCCUCUGUUGAGUGUACUAACACUGGACAAUAUGUGUCCUGAAAUAAUCAGGCAUAUUCUUCAGUUCCUGGAUUACAGAAGUAAGAAGAUGCUGAGGGGAGUGUCCUCUACUCUCAAGAACAGGGUUGAAGGAUGUGGGGAAAAACUUGUUCAUUACUGGAGGUUUUCUACCGAGUUUACAACAGAUCAGCUCAUCAAGUUUGCUGAUGAAGUUGAAACAGUUUUAGGAUUUGAAGCAGAAGAUGCUAGAGAUGAUGGUGUUGAGUAUCUUGUGAAGAAACAUCCUGAAAUUCUCAUGUUUCAACUUGGAAAAGAAUCCUGGCAAAAUAGUAAAUUGCCUUCAACUGGAUUGAAUGAAAUAUUCUCCCUUCCAUCCUUGUCUACCUUGAUUAUAGAAAGAAGCAUUGAAUUUAUUUCUGGAAUAAAUGUCAACAUAGUUUCAAAACAACUCCAAACUCUACAGCUGACUUGUAAUAAAACUCUGAAUGAGGGUCUGAAUAAUGACUGGUUUCUACAAAUAUUGGAACAGUGUGGGAGUACCCUUAAAACUCUGACCUUGGAGAAUUCGAAUAUUACUGGUGAAAUAUUGAUUAAAUACAAGGGAACCCUGCCUUGUUUAGAGAACCUGAAAUUAAGAGGCUGUGAACAACUCACGGAUAAAGGACUGCUACUGAUACUUCAGCUUUAUGAAAGUACACUUAGAUCCCUGGAUAUAUCAGGAAUAAAAGUAAUGGGAGAAAAUCUGUCUGAAUACAAGGGAACCCUUUCUUGUUUAGAGAACCUGAACAUGAGUGAAUGUAAUCAACUCACAAAUAAAGGACUUCUGCAGAUACUUCAGCUUUGUGGAAGUACACUUAGAUUCCUGGAUAUAUCAGGAACAGAAGUAACAGGAGAAAAUCUUUCUGAAUACAAGGGAACUAUUCAUUGUUUAGAGAACCUGAACAUGAGAUACUGUGAACAACUUACUAAUAAAGGACUUCUGCAGAUGCUACAGCUUUGUGGAAGCACACUUAGAUCCCUGGAUAUAGAGGGAACACAUAUAGCUGGAGAAAAUCUGUCUGAAUACAAGGGAACCCUGCUUAUUUUAGAGAACCUGAACAUGAGUAUCUGUAAACAACUCACAAACAAAGGACUACUUCAGAUACUACAGCUUUGUGGAAGUACACCAAGAUCCCUGGAUAUAUCAAGUACAAAUAUAACUGGAGAGAAUCUGUCUGAAUACAAGGGAACCCUGCCUUGUUUAGAGAACCUGGACCUGUGGGGCUGUAAUCAACUCACACACAAAGGACUAUUGCAGAUACUACAGCUUUGUGGAAGUACACUUAGAUCCCUGGAUACAUCAGGAACAAAUGUAACUGGAGACAAUCUGUCUGAAUACAAGGGAACCCUGCCUUGUUUAGAGAACCUGGACAUGAGUGACUGUAAUAAACUCACAAACAAAGGACUUCUGCAGAUACUACAGCUUUGUGGAAGUACACUUAGAUCCCUGGAUAUAUCAGGAACAAAUAUAACUGGAGAGAAUUUGUCUGAAUACAAGAGAACCCUGCCUUGUUUAGAGAACCUGAACAUGAGUAUCUGUGAACAACUUACAAACAAAGGAUUACUACAAAUACUUCAGCUUUGUGGAAGUACACUUAGAUCCCUGGAUAUAUCAAGUACAAAUAUAACUGGAGAGAAUCUGUCUGAAUAUAAGGGAACCCUGCCUUGUUUAGAGAAACUGAACAUGAGAUACUGUAGACAACUUACAAACAAAGGACUGCUGAAGAUACUACAGCUUUGUGUAAGUACACUUAGUUCCCUGGAUAUAAUAUAGUUGGAGAGAAUCUGUCUGAAUACAUGGGAACCCUGCCUUGUUUAGAGAACCUGAACAUGAGAUAUUGUGAACAACUUACAAACAAAGGACUGCUGGAGAUACUACAGCUUUGUGGAAGUACACUUAGAUUCCUGGAUAUUGGGAAUACGACAAGUCAAAAUAUGAACAAUUUUCUUCAUCGAAUGUCAUCUUUUUAUUAUCUUAAACAGUUGUCAAAAUCUGCUUCGGAUUUAUAGAUGCAAGAUUAGAAAAUGCGUUAUCAUUUACUUUUUUUAAACCUUUCAACGCAUGUUUAUAUACAUAUGUGUUAGAUUUAUAUUUUUUUAUUAAAUUUUAUUGCAAGUUUUA
Molecule: messenger RNA, 2329 nt
Organism: Eurytemora carolleeae
Lineage: Eukaryota; Metazoa; Arthropoda; Copepoda; Calanoida; Temoridae
Product: F-box/LRR-repeat protein 4-like
Exons: 4
Coding region: 89-1981 (630 amino acids)
Biological process (GO): SCF-dependent proteasomal ubiquitin-dependent protein catabolic process
Cellular component (GO): SCF ubiquitin ligase complex
Molecular function (GO): protein binding
Source: RefSeq, a predicted model, not a curated record